Messenger RNA from Bolinopsis microptera, 1611 nucleotides. Its product is annotated as trace amine-associated receptor 8c-like. Gene Ontology annotation, biological process: G protein-coupled receptor signaling pathway. The record is from RefSeq and is a predicted model, not a curated record. The annotation marks the transcript as partial. The transcript has a single exon. Gene Ontology annotation, molecular function: G protein-coupled receptor activity. Gene Ontology annotation, cellular component: membrane. NCBI's taxonomy places the organism in Eukaryota, Metazoa, Ctenophora, Tentaculata, Lobata, Bolinopsidae.
UAUCUUAUUCCAGGAGUAUUCUACGGCGUGUCGUCCUUGUUUGCUAUAUUUGGUAACCUGCUAGUCGUCAUAGUAACAGUCCGAGUAACUCAGCUUCACUCUACCUCCAACAUUCUCAUAGGACUGUUAUGUCUGGUGGACCUACUCUACGCUGUGUGCCACGGAGUCUGGGUCUCAGUAGCUUCACUUCUACUCUACUGGCCCUGGCCAGGGGGAGGCGAUGGAGCCUUCUGUAAAACCUCCAGCUACGCAAGCGUCCUGUGGACAGGGAUCCUUUUCAUGCUGUUAGCUGCCAUCAGCAUUGAUAAGCUGGUAGCGAUAGCGUACCCUCUGAAGUACAGGAAGCUGAUGAACAGGCGGAUGGUGGGGGUGAUGUUUAGUGUGUCAGUGCUGACUCCCAUUCUUCUGAUCACCACUCCCCUGGGAAUACUCGAUAUGCAGGGUAACCUAGCUCACAAGUUCUACACAGCGUACGGGCAGUGCACGCUCUUCUUCAAGAUGGCAGACACGGACAGUGACCACGAGUUUGUGGAGGUCCACGAGUUUCCCAUCAUCCUGGUGCCUUACAUCCUGUGGUCCUUGACUCAGAUAGUUCCCUUGGUAACUAUUAUAGCGUGUUAUUCUAGAAUAUUCUACGAGGUCCGCCAACAAGUCAGGAAUACUAGGAGACACAGCAUUCAAGGAAGGGGCGUUCUCAGGUCUUAUAAAGCAGUGACCACUAUAUUUCUUAUAAUAGUGACAUUCGUGGUCACGUGGAUCCCUGAAUUUUUGGUAGAUAUUUUCAUUAUGCUGCACAUCAUAGAGCCCAAGGACGAGUCACCUCUGACAUUCGCAAUCACUGUGGUGACACGAUGGUUGUACUACCUUUCUCCUACCCUGGACCCCUUUAUCUACGCUCUCCGACACAAACGACUACAGAGUGCCAUAAAACAAACAUUCUGUAUCCCUAAAUACCGGGGGGAGUACUAUUACUCCAACAGUGACGUGGUCUCCCGGGCUCUAAGACGCUUCUCCACUGCCGUACACCAGAGUGUAAACUCAGAGAGAAUACAGAGACAUUCCACAAGAAUUCUAGACAAUGUGUCAGGUAGUGUGACAUCCUUAGGGUCCCUUCUCUCUACCCAUAUACAGUCACAUGUUGAUAUCAUCAUAGAGACUGCCAGCACUGCGACCCCUAAAUUUCUAAGACGAAGACCCGCGAGUGCUCCGAUAGAGUUAGACCAUCCACUGUCACUCAUCCAGUCCCGACCGAGGUCCUGGAUGAACGCCAGGAAGACUUCCAGAAAAGUAUCUGUUGUCCAGGAGAUGGAUAGUCCCACUAGAUCAGAGCGGAGUAGACCAAACACACAGGACCCUGUUAGACGGGAAUACAACUUCAAUCAAAUAUCGGACCAUAUCGAAGCUGAAUCAGAUUCAUGCUCCAAGAUUAGUAUCUCAGUUGAAAGCAAUUCAUCUGACACCCAAUUUCUUGGUAGAUUAUUCGGAAACGGCGAAGACGAAGAUGAUGGAGUGACCAUGAACAUUAUAUCAAAACAGACAAUAGAAAAAGUAGAAUCUGUGAAGGUUGAUUCUAUAACAAGUUCAGAUGAAUUGAGAGAUAAUGCAGAAUGA